UCAGAGAAAUAAAUCUGUAUUUUUACCUUCAUUUUUACAGUAAAUUUGUUUUCUAAAGCGAUUGUUGGAAAUACAAGAUUGGGUUGUGAUAUAUGAUAAAGGAAAGGAAGUGAGACUUUGUCGAUAGUAUAAAUGACGCAUAUUGUCUAUAUUUAGACUUUAAAAUGUUAAAAUCUAACCUUAACAUAUUGUGGAAGUUUAAGGUUUAAAUGACGAAAUGGAUGUACUACACAGAAUUGACUGCAACUUGUCGCCUAUAAGUAUCGACCAAAUAGAACCAAAUUUAUUUCUUGGUUCAUUAUCUGCUGCCAAAGAUGUGGGCACUCUUGCAAAAUACAAAAUAACCCAUAUUGUGACAAUAGACACUUGUCCCUUACCUCGAAAAAUUCUGGAGCUAAAAAAUAUUACCACAAAAUUCAUCCAACUGUCUGAUCAACCUAAAGAAGAUUUAUUGAGUCACUUUGACGAUGCUGUGGCUUUUAUUAUGGAAGGCGUGUCCAAAGGGGCUGUUUUAGUUCAUUGUUAUUUCGGCGUAUCCAGAAGCGCAAGUGUUGUUAUAGCCUACGUUAUGAAUAAAUACCAAUUAAGUUACAAGGAAGCUUUUGAGAAAGUCAAAGCAAAAAGAAGUAUAGUGUAUCCAAAUCAUGGUUUUGUGUCUCAGCUACACUUAUACAGGGAAAUGGGUUACAAAAUCGACCCAAACAAUUUGAAGUAUAAGAUAUUUAGGCUAAAUAUCGCCGCUGAUCAUGUGAAGAAAGUGAAAAUCCUCCCACAGAAUUUCAUGGAUUUGAUCAAAUUUGAUCCUGGAUUGACUCAAACGCAGCCAGAGCCCAAUGUUUAUAGAUGUAAAAAAUGUCGCAGAGUUUUGGCUUCUGAAUCCAAUCUUAUCACACACAAAAGUGGGGGUGAGGUUUGUACAAAAACUUAUUUUCUUGAACCGCUAGCUUGGAUGAAUGUAACACAGACAACCCAGGAGAAGUUGUAUUGUCCAAAAUGCAACAGCAAAGUUGGCUCUUUUAGUUGGAUUAUGGGUUGUCAGUGCCCUUGUGGAGUCCAAGUAGCUCCUGCCUUUUAUUUGACACCAUCCAAAGUUGAUUUCACCAAUGUUGUGAAGAACGUUGAAAUGACAUUUUGAAUACCUGAUUACGAUGAGAAACAAUAAUUUUUACCCCCAGAAAAGUCUUCCAAUUUUUUGUUGUUGUGGUAAUUCUUUACUGGAGGUUUUUUCAAAGAAAUUCAUUUGGUAAUUGUAAAAAACCCAAAUGUUUCUUUAACAACUUAAAAUAAUCAUGUUUGUAUUUUGUGGUAAAAUUGUGAUAUUGUUAUAGCUACAGUGUUAUCAAAAAUUUUCCUCGGCUAUACUUUUGCCUGAAAUUUGAUUGUCUUCGUAAUGUUUCAAGGAAAGUAAUUAAAACUUUUCAAAGCACAAUUUUAAGUUUUUGAUGACACUGUGUUCAUAGUGGAAAAAAGUAUUAAAACCUAUUUUUGUGUAAUUUGCCAUUAAAAAGUAGUUAUACAUAGUAUACUAGAGCAAUACUUUUCAUGUAUCUAUACAAAAAAUAACUAUAAAAUAUGUAUAUAACUAAAGAUACCAUAAUCGACUCUUCAUUUUCUUUCUUUUUUCUUAUUAAUUUUAAUUAAAACAAUUGUACUAUUAUAUGGGCCUGUUUGUGAAUUUGAUUUUUAAGUACAAAAUCAAUAAAUUUUAGAAGUAGCCCACCAAUUGAAUUAAGUUGUCUUGAUUAAAAUAGAAAACUAGUUUCGGUAAGACAUCUUGUUAUCUUCAAUCCGAAAACUAAUUUAAAUAAACAAAUUUGCAUGUUUGUUGGUAAGUUUAAACAAUUAAAAUUUUACAUUUCACAAGUUGAAAGGCAUAUAGUGCUGAGGACGCCAUGUCCUGACGUGUAUAGCUAAAUUUAAUAGUUUACUAAAAGACAAGUUGUACAACGACUCUCAUUGUGAUAUGAGUAUCACAAAUGCAUGAAUAUCACAAUGAGAGGUUUAUAUUAAAAAACAAGUUUCAUAAGACCAGUCUUAAGGCACGAAUUCAAGUUUAAAAAAGGAGUCGCCUUUUGACUAUUAAAACGUUAUAUCUAAUGGUUUUAACCCAUUUCCUGUUGGUAGGUCAUCACCAUUAUCAAAAUUAUAUUUGACUACGUAAUAGCACCCAUCUCUUCUUCUACUGUAGUUGACUUCUUUUACUGCAAAAAAUUUAGGCAAGAUUCUUAUAAAAGGUGCUUUUUCUCAUCUUUAUUUUCCCACGUGUAAUCAACCUACUAAAAAUGUUAAUUAUAUGCUCAUCGUUCAGAAAAUUAGGAUAAUUCUCCAGAAUUUCUUCUAUAUGGCGAUUCAUCUUUCUAGGAAGCAGUGAUGCCAGAUGAGAUUAAUAAAUGUUAAAAUUUUAAAAAUUAACUAACUAAAUGCGAACACACAGUUCAUUAAAGUGUUCCAGAAAAGGACCAAAGGGACUAGUGCUCAUUUAAAUAUGACUCAUUUUAAUACUUCUAAAAUUUAUAAAAAAAAAGGAAUUCAUUAUUGGUUAUCAAAGUGCACGUUUUUGGAGUAUAUGUUGUAUAUUUUCUACGGCACAUUGUUAUUAUUUUACUGUUUGCAGAUAAACUUUAAUUUUUGUACAAGACGGCUUUCUCUUCCCUAUAUUUUCCUUUAAUUCUAAAAUUUAUUGAUUUUUACCUACUUAAUAAUCAAAUUGUUCUGAAUAGGCCCAUAUAGUAGUUCUUUUUAGACCUGAUAAAAUCAGUAUUGACCUUUUUAAUAAAUCUGAAUAUACAGGGUGCGCCAGAACACGC
Tribolium madens (black flour beetle) is the source of this 2807-nucleotide messenger RNA. It is a transcript of the gene MKP-4, whose product is annotated as dual specificity protein phosphatase MPK-4. The record is from RefSeq and is a predicted model, not a curated record. Gene Ontology annotation, biological process: protein dephosphorylation. Gene Ontology annotation, molecular function: protein tyrosine/serine/threonine phosphatase activity. Gene Ontology annotation, cellular component: nucleus. The transcript has 2 exons. The coding region runs from base 218 to 1135 and encodes 305 amino acids. NCBI's taxonomy places the organism in Eukaryota, Metazoa, Arthropoda, Insecta, Coleoptera, Tenebrionidae.